UAUUUCGCAUCCUUGGAGAGACGCUGCGCAUUUUACGCACCCAGCGCGCCCGAGCCUGCGCCAGAACCGAAGCCGAGCGCGGAGCGGAGUUACCGGCGGGUUUCCCGGUGCAGUGAGCGGCACGGAUCCGGGGGAAAGUGUGGGAAUUAAUCCAGAAAAGAGGCGCACGAAUCGAGGGUUCCUGCCGCCGGCCGUCGGACAUCGCACCAACUCGUGGAGUUUUUCUUCAGUCGGACAUCGGCCCCUUUUGGAUCACGCAGUUAGCGUUAGCAUUCUGCGUGUAGUAGCUCGCAGCUGACUGCUCCUGCUGGGGGUUAACGAUCUCCAUUAGCGUUAGUUUGACUUAACAUUACCUACUUAGCAUCAAACCAUUAGCGUAACUGCUGAGUACACGAGUUGGCUUGUUAACGCUAGCUGGCAUCAUGGAGCGCAGCAGCUGGAGCGGCAGCGAGAGUGGGGGGGAGGACAUGGACCAACUGAGCGACUCAGGAGGGGACAAGACCAUGGACGGGGACCCGGAGGGGGUCUGGAGCCCCGACAUCGAGCAGAGCUUCCAGGAGGCCCUGGCCAUCUACCCCCCCUGCGGGAGGAGGAAGAUUAUACUGUCGGACGAGGGAAAGAUGUACGGCCGAAACGAGCUGAUCGCCCGGUACAUCAAACUGCGAACAGGGAAGACGCGGACGAGGAAACAGGUAUCCAGUCAUAUCCAGGUCCUAGCGAGACGGAAAUCCAGAGACUUUCAGUCCAAGCUAAAGGACCAGGGCGCUAAGGACAAAGCUCUGCAGAGCAUCUCGUCCAUGUCCUCGGCUCAGAUCGUCUCCGCCACCGCCAUCCACAGCAAACUGCUGCCUGGACUGGUACGAGCCAGCUUCCCCGGAAACGCACAGCUGUGGCAGGGGAUGAUUCCUGGGGGACAGUCCAGCUCAGCCUCAGAAGACAUCAAGCCCUUCUCUCAGCAGGCCUACACUGUGCAGACAGCGGGGACCACCACCAUCACAGCCUACGAGCCCCCCCCUACUACCCAAUCGCACAGAGAGCCGGCGUGGCAGGGUCGCUCCAUCGGCACCACCAAACUACGACUGGUGGAGUUCUCAUCUUUCCUGGAGACACAGAGGGACCAAGAGGCUUACAACAAGCACCUGUUUGUCCAGAUCAGCCAGAGCAGCCCGACCUACAGCGACCCGAUGCUGGAGUGUGUGGACAUCAGGCAGAUCUACGACAAGUUCCCCGAGAAGAAGGGCGGCCUGAAGGAGCUGUUCAGCAAGGGCCCGCAGAACGCCUUCUACCUGAUCAAGUUCUGGGCGGACCUGAACUACAGCGUGCAGGACGACCCUGCGGCUUUCUACGGCGUCAGCAGCCAGUACGAGAGCUCGGAGAACAUGACCAUCACCUGCUCCACCAAGGUCUGCUCCUUCGGCAAGCAGGUGGUCGAGAAGGUGGAGACGGAGUACGCCAGGUUUGAGAACGGACGCUUCGUCUACAGGAUCAGUCGCUCGCCCAUGUGUGAAUACAUGAUCAACUUCAUCCACAAGCUCAAACACCUGCCGGAGAAAUACAUGAUGAACAGUGUGUUGGAGAACUUCACUAUUCUGCUGGUGGUGAGCAACAGAGACACUCAGGAGACCUUGCUGUGUAUGGCGUGUGUGUUCGAGGUGUCCAACAAUGAACACGGAGCACAGCACCACAUCUAUCGACUCGUCAAGGAUUAACACACUUGUAGACACAGAGGAGACACACACAGACACACACACACGCACACACACAGACACACACAUACGGCCUUUGUUUGGGCGAUUAACGGCGUCUCUCAGCCUUCGACUCUAAAUGGCUGCACGCUCACUGAGGCUUCUGGGAGAAUCCUGACAAAGGGAGGGUUUCUUAAUAAUCAUUUUGUGCUGCAGAAUAUUCCCCCGACAGGAGCGUCUUCACACGAGAUAUUAACUCGGACGGGAAAUUAGACGCUCGUUAGCCGAGAGGAAAAAAAGCACAGUGACAGUGCAGCCAUGGAAACACAUUCAAAUCGACCUGGGCUCUUUUUUUUUUUUCCUCCCCAAGAACAUCCUGACUCAGAUUUCAUCAGGGGAUGUCACGUCUCCUGCUAAUUGGCUCCCGACCACACUCCCCCCCCCUCUCGCUCUCUCUCUCUCUCUCUCUCUCUCUCUCCGCCCUCCUGUGGAAAAGGGGUGUGUGUGUGUGUGUUAUCAGCCGGAGUAUCGACGCACACUGAAGGUCCGACCCUGUGCAUCAUCGAUACACAACGUGGUCACCGCUCAGAGUCGUGUGAAGCUGCGUUCUUGCACAAAACUUAAAAAAGAGGUUUUUUUCUCCCAAAGAAAAGAAAAAAGAAAAUCUAAUUUCUACCUUUUGUAUGUUUUCUUUAAAAAAAACAAGAAUAACUUCUAACCUUUGGGUAAAGUGUGUAUCGAUAGUAGCAUAGAGACUAUAUUUUAAAUCCAGGAUCACUAUCUAAAAACUUUAUGUCAAUAAGAAGUGUAAUAUAAGUGAAAUUCAGGUAUUUGUGCAACAGGUGACGAGAGAUGAUUCAAAUAAGUAAAUGAAUAAAUGAGUCCCGACCCUGUUGAAGUCAUGAUCCUCAAGAUUCACGUCCCGGCCGAUUUAGUGGAGGCAUCGUGUUUCUGUGACCUUUUCUUUCCUCAAGCAGGAAAACGAGUGUUAGCGUUAGCACUCACUGACUUACAUCUCUACAGUUAUACAUAAAUUAUUACGUUAACAUUGGAUCACAUGUACGAUUUGUUCCCCGUGACGCUAGUCGAGCCACAGACGUGUUUUGAGGAUUAUAACUUUCUGUACUUUGUGUUGAGUCAAUUUGAAAAACACUGUGACUCUAACGUCCUUCCUGGUGUUCGAGGAAACGUUUGUUUAAAAUUAAAAUUAAACCUGUGAUCCUCAAAUUUCACUUAGUUCAGAAUUCUUCUACCAGCUAAACUCGAGCUUUAACAGCUCACGGGCUGGAAAAGAAGACGAUCACCUGAAGAAGGUCUCUGCUUCCUCCUGUUGUCCUGAGAAGAAGCUGAAGCGUCUUCUGUCUGUGACGUCACGCGGAGCCGUCGAGUGGCAGCGAGGGGAUGAGCGCCCUCGACCAAUCACGAGUCAGUCUCAUGAACAUGGAAUCUGUCGGAUAAGAUCUUUGAGAAACAUUUAUCUGACAUGAACUUUGACCUUUGGAAUUUGGUCCAUGCCCCAUCUGCUAACCUGGAGGACGUACGGCCCCAUGCCGUAGCCAGCCACCAGGGGGCGAUGGAAACAAACCAGCAACGCUUUUGUUUCACCUGCUGGGAGUCGUCUUGUCGUCCAUCUUUUUAUCCAGUGUGUGAAUUGGUCCUUGUCCCGUCUGCUAACACCGAGGAGGCAGGAGGGUUUUGACCUGUACUCCAGGCAGCCACCAGGGGGUGAUCAAGUCAUGUCGUCCAUCUUUAUGUACAGUCACACUGACGCAGGUGUUGGAGACUGAAAUGUUGUUACGUCCAUAUUUAAAUCGAAGGUUGUCCUGUUUUCCACGUCCAGUGUUCGAUUCCCACUCUGGAGGACUUUAUUGUUUUUAAGGACACGGUCCCUUUAAUCAGCGGAGGACUGGUUUCCUCCUCGUCCACGACGCCACGUCAGCAUAAAAGAAAUUUAUGAAACACAAACCAAAAACCCUGUAGGUGGCAGCGCAGCAGGUGUCAGUGCCUUCGGUCGGAACACGCUUCUUACUCCUGGUGAGUUGUCGUUGUAGAAGAAGAAUUCAGUGAAUAAUCAGAAUCACGUAGUUCGGGAUCGCACGCUGUCUCUGUCCGAAACCGUCUGUUCACGACAUUUAGCCGGUUUACGUUUUCCUACGUGAUUCAUGCUGAACCAGUUCGUACACGACGGAGCCUCAUUCAUUAACUGCAACAGACUCGUUCUGACGUCUGUAGAUAAAUCAUUCGGACGAAGGGAAACGAAACUUAUUUAAACUCAAAGGAAAAGUUUGACAUUUUGGAAAUGCACCUUUUCACUUUGUCAAAAAAAUAAACUUUCCAACAUCUCAUUUGUAAACUGAAGAUAAAGUAUUGUGUUUGCAUCUUAACGAAUGAGGCCCAGAUGUGUCUGUGUGUGUUGAAGUAGUGAAUGAACAGUGAAGAGACAGAUGUUGUGAUUCUUUGUGUGUCCGAACCGUCCAGGAACAUGUUGUCGAACCUUCACCGUUCGAAAGGAACCAUGUUCAGUCCGAGCGACCGGCUGUCACGAGUAAAGACUCACAUCCGACUCCGAGGACUUUCUACCUUUGUGCCUAGAACUAUUCCGACCUGCCAUCGUCCCAACUCGCUUUAGUUUCACUCUAUUUGUCUGAAGACCCGUGUGAGCGUCUCUCUGUGUUUCAGCAGAACAUCAGAAAAAAAACCUUUGUUCAAUUUCCUCCGGCCUUCAGCUUUCCCAGAGUCUCGUCUCACGCCGCAGCGGCUUCCUGUUUGUCGCGCCCGAGCGCCUACACGUAGCACGUACGUGGGAAUCUAACGCGCGGCCUCGGAGCGGCUGCGUCUGCAAUAACGAGCCUCUGUUUGGAUUUUAUCUACCACCUGCCUACCAAAGACCUCACAGAGGAGAAGUGAUUUAUAACGAGUCAGAGUGACUUACGAGCUUCUGCCAAAAAAAAGAGAAGCCGGACGAGAAGCCGCCGCAGCCCCUGAGCUGUGAAACUGUAAAGAUGUAAACAAGCUAAAUUAAAACAACUAAACUAAAACGAGUGGAAUUAGGUCUAAAUGUCUUUUGAGGCAUUUUAAAUUUCUUCAUUAAAGGAGACAUGAGGCUUUUUCAGUUUUUCCUUCGGGCCUUAAAGAGACAGGAGCUCAAACCAGGUGUUUGAGACAGAGGCUGAAAAGAGGAGCAGCAGCGAUGGACAGCCCUAGGAAAUGAAAACCUUUUACAGUCGUACCUCAAAUGAGGAAUAAGACGCUGAAUGUGUCUCCUUCAAUGAACAUGGACCCGUGUUACUGGUCAGAGUGGAGACACCCUGUGAGAAGGCCUCUGGAAACUGGGAUAAACUCGACUUUAGGACUUUUACUGUUAAACGUCAACUAGAGGAUCUGCUGAAACAAAGUCCCUCAGAAAAGCAGCGUCAGCGUUUCGCCUGCACGUCGCUCAGAAGGUUUCAAACCGCCGAGUUUCUGAAUCAUCGUCGUCCGUGUUUGUCAACGUUUUUUCUCGUACGUGCAAGUUGGAUGUUUAUCUUCUUCUCCGAACCUCGCGUGGCACAGGAAUUCUGUCUGUAAUCAAUUCCAAAAAUGGCCUUGAAUCUCUCCACUCCGGUGCACGUGCAACACGUGUGUGUGUGUGUGUGUGUGUGUGUGUGUGCACUGAGGGUUUUUGAUAAGGUGCUUUGUAUAAAGGUGACAAUAACGUUUAUUACAGAUGUUGUGUAUAUCUUUGAUAUUCUAAUGUCUAAUCCUAUUUUGCGAAGAACAGAGAACAUUUAGGAGAAAUCCAGAAGCUGGUGAUGUGUGUCCGUUGGUUCAGGGUCUGAUCUCUGCUUUGUUUCUUUUCUCCCCUCAUGGCUAAAAGUAUGUUAGAUAUUUUCUAGCUUUGUAGAGACUUUGUACGCAUAUGCUAUUCAGUUUAAAUAAAUGGUCAGUUCCAAACUGUG
Messenger RNA from Platichthys flesus (European flounder), 5623 nucleotides. RefSeq names its product TEA domain family member 1a (gene tead1a). Gene Ontology annotation, biological process: embryonic organ development; regulation of transcription by RNA polymerase II; hippo signaling. NCBI's taxonomy places the organism in Eukaryota, Metazoa, Chordata, Actinopteri, Pleuronectiformes, Pleuronectidae. Gene Ontology annotation, cellular component: transcription regulator complex. The coding region runs from base 423 to 1709 and encodes 428 amino acids. The record is from RefSeq and is a predicted model, not a curated record. The transcript has 12 exons. Gene Ontology annotation, molecular function: DNA-binding transcription factor activity, RNA polymerase II-specific; RNA polymerase II cis-regulatory region sequence-specific DNA binding.